AUGUCAACGGAGAGUGUAGGGCAGACCGCAUCAAUGAGCCCAGAACAAGGCCAAGGACGAGACCCGAAGGUCCCAGCCCGCAAGCGCCGAAGACCUGCCCUGUCGUGCGCGCAAUGUCGCAACCGCAAGGUCAAAUGUGAUCGCAAGUUUCCUUCCUGUGAUCGCUGCAUUCGAAUCGGUCAGGCCCAUGCUUGUUCUUACAGCGAUGACAUCUUCUCGCGUACAGGAAGGAAGGAUCCUCGUCCUCAGCACGCUGAAUGUGACCACACUUCUGCGCGGAGUAACCGCUCGAGAUCGCCAAAAAGACAAGUCGGAGCUCCUCCCGUUUACAAGCCAAGGCAAGGGAUAUCUGAUCCAGCAACAGCAGAGAGCCUUACGCGGGCAAUUCCAGCAGCGGAAGGCCAUCUCAUGGAGAAGCACCCCGAUACUGGCGCAGCUGUUGCAGGAGAGACGUCGACGCAAGUUAUCAGACGUUCCAUAAGGAAUGAACGAAACCUUUCAUGUAUCACUGGAUCCACUUAUCUGAAGGGAAAUGACUCCCAAACAAGAUUCUUUGGUCAAACGCAUGCCAUGAAUAUGUACUCUCAGUUUGAAGGACUCCGUACAUAUAUCAAAGAGAUCAAAUCCGAAAAUUCUGCACUCAACAACUUGCGCACAGAGUUUGAGGUUUUCAAACGCAGUUGCAAGAAGGGCGUUGUCGAUAGCCGUUCCUUGGAUGGUCUAGUUCCCCCCCGCCAAACGGCCGACGAGCUUGUCGCCGUUUACCUCGAUUGCAUUGAGCCAACCCACCGCGUCCUGCACAUACCCUCAUUUCGAAGGGAAUAUGCCCAAUAUUGGGGAAGUCCGCAGACUGCGGCGCCCGGAUUUGUAGCACAGCUGUUGGCAAUGAUGGCAGCUGCGCUUGUCUUGCACAACUCGAGCACGACUGGAUCUUUGAGUGUAGGACCCGCGCUUCGGGAGACAGCACGUGAAUGGGUGGAAGCUGCAGAGUCGUUCCUACAGAGAUAUACAAAGCGGCCAGACCUGAGGAUUUUCCAGAUCUGCUGCCUGUCGAUAGUGGCCAGGAGAGUCAACGGGCUAUCGGAGAAUCAAGCAUGGAUCGCCACAGGCAGCCUGGUCAAACGGGCCAUGUCCGCUGGCUAUCAUAGGGAACCCAACGAUCAUGCUAAGAUAUCUCCAUUCCACAUUGAAAUGCGAAGGCGGAUAUGGGCAACUAUAGUAGAACUGGACCUUCAGGCGUCUGUCGAUCGUGGGAUGCCCCCUUCAGUAAGAGAGGGGGAUUUCAAUACCAUUGCGCCCAUGAAUCUUAAUGAUGAUUCCUUUGACGAGACCUCUUCGGACUUGCCGACAACAGAAUCUCUUGAAGUGCUUACUAAUUCGGCGUUCCAGGCUGUUUUGACCAAGUCCCUUUUGCUACGAUUAAGAAUCUGUGCAUGGGCCAACGGUGCAAACAUUAAACUGGAUUAUGAGGACGCCUUAAACAUGGACGAGGAACUAUCGCAACAAAUAAAUAGCAUUCCAGUUUGGAGUCGCCCUGCUGCAGACGAUGCAAGCAGCCAGCAGAAGUCUCGUACACGAGUGCUCCUCGAGCUAACCCUGCGCCAAUAUGUAAUCUUAUUGCACACACCGUUUGCAUCCUUGGGGCAGCAAAUCUCCAAAUACACACACUCAAGAAGAGCACGCCUUGAAGCCGCGACGACCAUUCUCUGUCAGUUUCGGGAUAUCCUGCAGCCCAGUACCAGCAACAUGAUACAAUAUAUCAUGCCAAGUGUCAGUGUCCAGGCUGCAUUGACAGUAUGCCACGAGUUGUAUAUGAGGGAUGCUGGAUACGGUUCAUCGCCCAUCUUAAGGGCAGUCCCCAACUUUGCCGAGUCUCUAAUUUCCCUUGCCGAAUCAGCAUUGGACAGAAUUGAAACACAAAUAUACAUGACUGGCAAGAAGGCGCCAGAAUUUUAUCUCUUGACAAUGGUCUUGUCGCUAGUGAAAGCAAGGCUUUGGCCAGCCUCGGCGGAGGCCAGUCGGUCAAGGGCGGCGGAGCAGAUUCUGAAAAUCGGUCGCCGAUUAUACACCUGGCAGAUGCAGGCUGAGACAGAGAAGACCCUGCGCCGAAAUAUGCCACAAAGGGCCAUUAUGCCUACCCCAAGAUAUUCCACCACUCAGGCGGAUGCAGCAAACAUAUUAUCACAUCAGGGACCAAACAAUGGCUCCCAGGUAAUUGAAGAUUUCGGACUUCCGGAGGGAGACGUUGAGGCAGAUGUUUUUGGCGUCUGGAAUCUGGAAGAUCUGUUCGGGUUCUAG
Rasamsonia emersonii CBS 393.64 is the source of this 2298-nucleotide messenger RNA. RefSeq lists its product as uncharacterized. The coding region runs from base 1 to 2298 and encodes 765 amino acids. Gene Ontology annotation, cellular component: nucleus. The transcript has 5 exons. The record is from RefSeq and is a predicted model, not a curated record. Gene Ontology annotation, molecular function: zinc ion binding; DNA-binding transcription activator activity, RNA polymerase II-specific; RNA polymerase II cis-regulatory region sequence-specific DNA binding. Lineage: Eukaryota; Fungi; Ascomycota; Eurotiomycetes; Eurotiales; Trichocomaceae. Gene Ontology annotation, biological process: DNA-templated transcription; regulation of transcription by RNA polymerase II.